AUGACAAGGCUAAAAGUAAACGAAGUUUCGACAAAGCACAUUCAGCAACCAAAUAAAUCGCUAAUCAUUAACCAAGAACAACCGGCCAAAAUUAUUAGUUGUGAAAUAAAAAAAGGAAAAUUAAUUACGCAAUUAGAUGAUGGGAGAGAAGUGAUUAUUGCGGUUAAUUUGUUAACCAAAUACGGAAUAUUAGAGGAGGAUACUAAACCUGAACAGUUAAAAAGGUAUGAAUUACAAAAUGAAGGAAGGUAUAUUCAUUUUCCCGAAACUGAUGAAAUAUUACCGGCUCGGAUAAUUAGUAAAGGAAUAUUUGCUUCUUGUGAGGAAAGUAGAGAAGAAUAA
This is a messenger RNA of Funneliformis geosporum, 342 nucleotides long. Lineage: Eukaryota; Fungi; Glomeromycota; Glomeromycetes; Glomerales; Glomeraceae. The record is from the annotation of a GenBank genome assembly.